This is a messenger RNA of Saccostrea echinata, 1701 nucleotides long. RefSeq lists its product as uncharacterized. The coding region runs from base 1 to 1611 and encodes 536 amino acids. Lineage: Eukaryota; Metazoa; Mollusca; Bivalvia; Ostreida; Ostreidae. The record is from RefSeq and is a predicted model, not a curated record. Gene Ontology annotation, cellular component: mitochondrial outer membrane. Gene Ontology annotation, biological process: mitochondrial protein catabolic process; mitophagy by internal vacuole formation. The transcript is spliced from 8 exons.
AUGGCUGAAGUCUUCAACAAUUUAGUUGUGAGGUCAUCAUUUGGUCGCAUAAUUAAGCAACCAAAACAUGGAUCCCUCGAGAAAGUAUACGGUCAAGGAACAGUGGACAUCAAGCCCCCAGGACUGGAGGAACAUUACAGGACUAACCUAGAAAAACUGCUGAGUAGAAUGGGACAGCAUGUCGAGCAGAGCGUGAUUAUGAUGGCCAAAAUGGAAUAUACAGAACUGAUGGCAUUGGAAAAGAAACUUAAACAAUUAGAUCCAAAAAGAUUUCAGAAAACAUCCGAAUCUCAGCCAAAAGCGUCUUAUCACAUAGACCAAAUGUGGGGACCCCAGCUGUUUCAUAUCAUACAAAAAUCAAUGGAAACUCCUGUCAAGAAUCUUUCUAAUGAUGCUCUGAGAGAACUGAAUGCUUUACAGCGAUCUGCAAGAGCUUAUGAAGAAAUAAUUCAGCAGUCUGCCGAUGGCUCCCCAAGAGAACCACAAAUAAGACAAAAUCUGAGUGGAUCCCUUCUUGUAAAACGUAAACCACAAACACCGACUCCAAACCAUCACGCUCCAAAUAAAGGAGGACCAAUGAAAGCCGUGCAUCAAGAAUACUUCAUAACUAAACCACUAUACAAGGCCGUCAAUACUUCAGCGAACAAACCGGAUUUCAGUAACAGCAUUACUAAAGGAUCAAGUAAAGAUAACUAUGUAAACAGAAGCAUCACCUCUGCUUCCAGACCUCCCUCUUCUCAGGCUUACAAAAGUCAGCAUCGGUCCGGGUCAAUCUUUAUCUCCAAAGAGGAGUACGAUCGUCUACACAAAAAAAUUAAACAGCAAGAGAUGCAAAUAGAGGAACUCACAACCAGAUUAAGUAGUUUUGCUAGCAAACAGCUGCUGGCAGGUAACCCAAACAUGGCUGACUUGAGCGACAAGAACAGACCAACAAAGAUUGGGGAGAAGUUCGGAAGUCUGUAUGACGAGGAGUGGUCGGAUGCCUAUGAUGCCUUCCAGACUCAGCUCAGGUACACAGAGGAGGAGUGUCUACGGGUUCUUCUGAGAAUACUUAGGUAUGCGUAUGACUUCUGCAAAAAGGCCUCAGAGACUCAACUGUCCGACUUGUCGCUAUCAAUGGAGAGACACAUUCUACAUCCGGCGUCUUUCCAUGGAAAUUCCAUGUCCAAUUCAACCAAUCUUACGUCGUCAGUUGGUUCAGUGGAUGUGCGUCUUGACGAAAGCCAAGGAAAAGUGCUGCGAUCAGUUUGUAACAGACAUUCUAAGGAAUUCAGAAAAGCAGCAGGUCUGAAGUCUGUUCCAGAGUUACAAGAGGUCUUCAAAAAACAAAUGCUGAGAAAAAACUUCCAGCUGGAGCCACGCCAGUUACCAAAACCAAUUCUAGCUUACAUUGACGUCUGUAUAGAGGUCACGUGGUUAAUGUGCAUACAGGAUCCGCCUAUGGUGAUCACGUGGGCCACAGAGGGGGAGGCAAUAAAUAAAGACUAUUAUAAAUUAUAUAAAACUAACGGUAGUGUUGUUAAAGUAUCAGUAUGGCCUGUUUUGUUCUUACACAGCAGAGGGCCAAUUGUUAGCAAAGGAUACGUUUAUCCAUUUGAAAGGAAAGUUUGAAUAUUUUUGUUUUAAAUUCUGAAUAUCUUCGUGAAUACAAAACAUAUCAGAAAAACGAAUCUUUUUUUUUAAUUUAUCUCAGAAAUUUAC